UCCUCAAGUAUCAGCCAGUUAGUGGUCGUCGCCUGUUGCUUUUGCUUCGAGUCUCGUCCCAUAAAAGCGGAAUCUACGUGUUGUUAUAUUAAUAAAAUAUUAAUAAAAGAGGAUUAAAGCUCGCCGAACAUGAUAUUGGCCAAAAGGAAAAAGUAAACAGGCAUAGCCGCUGAGUAGGCCUAGCAGUCCUGAGAUGAAGUUGGCCCAAAGCUAACAUAUGAAUAUGAGGCCCGAACAUCGGAUCGAGGAGCAUCACUAGUUAGGAUAUAGAAAAUAACACUGUCAGACACUGACAUCUGACACCAUAUCUCAUCUUAGGAGCACUAUCAUCAUCAUCACAGGAAGCGGAAGCGGAAGCAUAGCCAUGCAGGUUCCCGAACACAUUGUUUCACUUUACAUUGCCACCUGUGGCCAAAAUGGACCUGGACUGGGUUCCGACGAGAAGGAGAUCAUACUGAUGGUUUUUGUCCUGCUGGAAGUGACCAGUGGACAGAUCGUAGGCACCAAACAAAUACUCGUGCGACCCGAUGGCUACUUCAUCAAGGAUCGCACCAUAUCGAGCUCCUCGGACACCUCGAGUACAACCAACAACACGGCCAGCUCCCCGCCCCUGGCCAUUGGGGAUGCCACAAAUAAUGGCAGUGGGAGCAGCCUGGACAACAAUAACACGGAGCUGGUGCUCCCAAUUGCAGAAGCCCAGGCAGCGGGCAAACCUUUGAGCGAGGCUAUCGAAGAGUUUGAUGCCUACCUUCGCUCCCUUUCGCUCCACGACACUGAGAUCAAGCUGGUUACGGACGGCCAGUUGCCGCUGAGGCAGUGCCUCCAUCGGGAGGCCAGUGCCAAGGAUCUGGAGCUGCCGACCUACUACAACCGCUUCAGCGAUCUCCGCAAGGAGUUUCUGCGCUACAAGUCCGGCGAUCUGGCGCAUGCCCUUGUGCCCGUCAAGGAUGCCAAGAAGAUGCUGCAGGCGCCAUCGCUGCCAGUGCCGCAGUCCAUCGCAGAGAUGUUGGGUGAACUCAAUACCUCAUCGGUGGAGGAUAAAGACUUUUACAUACGCGAAUCUCGCGACAUGGUUACUGUGAUCCAGGCCCUGCUUCAAGCAGGUCACACUUUUGCUGCAAACGAGUUGGUCAACCUGGUACUGGAACCUGGAAUUUGCUCAAUUGACGACGAGAUCGACGGCAACUGCAUUGUUCGUGCCAGAGGCUUACCCUGGCAGAGCAGCGACCAGGACAUCGCCAAGUUCUUUUGCGGCCUCAACGUAGCCAAGGGCGGCGUUGCUCUCUGUCUUUCUCCGCUGGGGCGACGCAACGGCGAAGCCCUCAUCCGUUUCAUAUCCCAGGAGCACCGCGACAUGGCUCUGAAACGGCACAAGCAUCACAUCGGUACCCGAUAUAUCGAGGUGUACCGGGCCUCGGGUGAGGACUUCCUGGCCAUCGCCGGCGGUGCAUCGAACGAGGCGCAGGCGUUUCUUUCCAAGGGAGCCCAGGUGAUCAUCCGAAUGCGGGGUCUACCCUACGACUGCACCGCCAAACAAGUGCUGGACUUCUUCACCACUGGGGAUACGGCACCCUGCCAUGUACUGGAUGGGAAUGAGGGCGUGCUGUUUGUAAAGAAACCGGAUGGACGAGCAACCGGAGACGCCUUUGUUCUGUUUGCCCAUGAGUCGGAUGCUGCCAAGGCGCUGGGCCGGCACCGGGAGUCCAUAGGACAGAGGUAUAUCGAGCUCUUCCGCUCCACAACCGCCGAGGUACAGCAGGUGCUUAACCGCUCCAUGGACCCGAAGAACUAUGAGUCGGGCGGCAACCACAGCCAGCCACCGCUGAUUGCUCAGCUGCCGACCAUGCAGCUACCACUGCUGCCGCAGCAUCUCAUCACCUCGGGCACCACAAGGAACUGCAUCCGACUGCGAGGACUGCCCUACGAGGCGAUGGUGGAGCACAUACUUCACUUCCUGGAUGGGUUUGCCAAGCACAUAAUAUACCAGGGUGUUCAUAUGGUGAUCAACGCACAGGGCCAACCCAGUGGAGAGGCCUUCAUCCAAAUGGACACGGAGGACUCGGCCCGGUUGUGCGCCCAGCGCAAGCACAACCAGUUUAUGGUCUUUGGCAAGAAGUUCCGCUAUAUUGAGGUGUUCCAGUGCUCUGGUGACGACAUGAACAUGGUCCUCAAUGGCGGUCUCACCUCGCCAGUGGCCCAACCACCGCCCCCGCACCAUGGCCAUGCCCAUUCGCACGCCCACAAGCAGCCCUCGCUGCUGGCUGCGGCCACCUCGGGUGCUGCUCUACUGGGCGCCCACUUUGGGGCCCCGUACCCUGCCUUUGGAGGGGCUCCUCCACCACCACGUUCGCACCACCUGCCGCAUCACCCCCACCAUCCGGCGUCCGCUUUUUACCCACCGCCGCUGGUGUACUGGCCGUACCCGAGUCCUCCCGUCUCCCCGACCACCUACUACACCCAGCCGGGGGCGCACUCGCCCUCACAGCCCUUGUACCCGGUGGACUUCUUCCCGCCCUCUCCGCUGUCGCCCCCCAGUGUGGCCAUUCCGCAUACCAGCACCGGCCUGAUACUCACGCCCACUAAGGCAGCUGUGUCCUUUGUGCCGUCAAAGCAGUUCUCACCCACCACAUCGGCGGGCAGUGGAAACACUAGCUCCAACUCCAGUUCCACCUCCAGCUGCAGUUCUGGCUCCGGAAAGUUUCCCCUUCCGAUGUUGCCAGCCAUCACCCUGAACGGAUCGGUGGAGAAUGCCACGCCCAAAGCCCCGACACCCACGCAGACGGGAGCUCAUGGACAAGAGGCCUCUACCACAUCGUCAAAGUGCCUUCUUAGCAUAGACACAAACCACGGGACGGCAUCCACCGGCGCUGGAGUGCCCCCGCUAAAGACCGGAAGUCAAGGGGCGGGAGGUGCGGCUGCCACGCCUCUUGUGAGCAACUCUUGCGUGGAGCUAUUUAUAUCAUAGAGCUGAUGCGGAAGCGAAGCUUAAUGUCUUGCCAAUCGAAGAAAGCAAACCAUUGCCUAGACGAGAACCCAUGGCGAAAAUGGCGAGGAGCUAGCCGAGUCUCCAACACGUGUGGGUGGAUUGCGUUGACGGCGAAUUCGCGAUGCGGCGAAAAUCGAACGAAACGAAGGAAUCUCCCCGCCGUCUCAUGAAUUUCUAUAUCCUCCCCCCCUAUACUACUUAUGUAUGUCGUCCUUUAAGGCUAAGUUAGUGCCCCAGUGCAGUCCAUUCGACGUCUUAUUUAUUCAGUUGCUGCAUUAAAUCCAAAUAUACACAUUAGCCAAUUAGCGAAGUGAAGAGAGCGCAAAGAAAUCGACAAAUUUAUCCCUAGUCAAUAGUCAAAUUAUUUAUACAACUAUUUUUUAUGCAUAUAUGUGUGUAUGUACUUGUAGCUGGAUGUUAAUGUUAUUAAAAACAGCCAAUCAGUCAGCGCGCCUAUCCUGUAUCCCUAGGAUUAUAUCCAUUUUUGAAUAUUGUUAUUCCCUUGUGCACGCAACCUGCAACCUGCAACCUGCAACAUGCAACGUUACAGUUGUUGCACCCAAUCGUUUGCAAUAAAAAGAUAUUAUCAGUUGUUUUUUGAUAAAUAAACGCAUAUAUUUAAUAUAUCAAAUUGAAAUCAUCGAA
Molecule: messenger RNA, 3631 nt
Organism: Drosophila bipectinata
Lineage: Eukaryota; Metazoa; Arthropoda; Insecta; Diptera; Drosophilidae
Source: RefSeq, a predicted model, not a curated record